AAUGUGUGUGGAAAUAUUGUGUAUUAAUUUAAUUAAGCUUUAUUUUCAAUAUCUAAAUUUAUUUUCAUAAAAUAUUUUGAAACAUUCUAAAAUGUAUAGGCGUAAAAAUUGUUUUGUAUAAGUGUGAAUAGUGUUUAAUAAAACGAAAAAAUGGAAAGUUUGUGUCGAUAGACCUCCGAAUGCAAAAGUGAAACAUUAACUAAACAUACAAAAAGUUAUAGCUAUCAAGGCAAAGAAUUUUAGAUUUUUUGCAAGUAAUGAUAAUCGCUUUAACAGCAUAACAACGGUAAUUAGCAUUUUGGUUUUUCUACAGUUCAUCUGCAAUACCAGAUAAUUUUGUGUACAUUUUAUUUCAUUGUGUACAGGAAAUAGUGUAAAAGUGAAGUGGAGAUACUGGAAAGAAACUACAGUUAAUAAAUUUAGUUCUAAAAGAAGAUAACGCAAAACUAACAACAAAAUGGGGCUUUUAAUUUCAAAAUUAUGGAGCAUGUUUGGGAAUGAAGAGCACAAAUUAGUAAUGGUUGGCUUAGAUAAUGCCGGCAAAACUACAAUACUCUAUCAAUUCCUCAUGAAUGAAGUCGUACACACCAGCCCCACAAUUGGUUCCAACGUGGAGGAGGUGGUGUGGCGGAACAUACACUUUCUGGUGUGGGAUUUGGGCGGACAGCAGAGUUUGCGCGCCGCCUGGAGCACUUAUUACACAAACACAGAGUUUAUUAUUAUGGUCAUCGAUUCGACGGAUCGCGAGCGUUUGGCUGUUACACGCGACGAACUGUAUCGCAUGCUGCAGCAUGAAGAUCUGUGCAAAGCCAGUCUAUUAGUUUAUGCGAAUAAACAGGAUCUCAAGGGUGCUAUGUCGGCUGCGGAAAUUUCACGUCAAUUGGACUUAACCUCGAUUAAGAAGCAUCAAUGGCAUAUACAAGCGUGUUGUGCGCUCACCGGCGAGGGGCUUUAUCAGGGGCUCGAGUGGAUCGUGCAGCGUAUCAAAAAGAAAUGACAGACGUCAAAUAUGGACUGCGAUAGUAUAUAGCUAAUUAAAUAAUACAAUUUUAUAUAUGUAUGUAUGUAAAGAAUCUUUAUGGUAAUAACAAAAUGUAAUAAAAAAUUUAAGAGAAAAUAGAAAAAAAAAAAAACAAAAAAGUAAAAAAAAUACAGAAAAAGUAAGCAAACAUUAAAAAGUAAUUUAAAAGUAUAAAAGCGCGUAGGUCAAUAAGAAAAUAUUUUUGAUUUUUUUUUUUUUCAAAUAAGUAUAUAUAAAAAAUUAUUACAAAUGUUUGUAUAUUAAAAGAAACACUUGUGUGCGCGUUGCUUUAACUAUUUGUGGACUGCAAGUAGACAGAGUUGCAUAAAGUUUAGUGGUAAUACUAAUGCAAACAGCUUUAGCAGCAAGUGACUACUGUUACUUUAGUUGAAACAUUGUCUAUUCACAUUUCAUUUGUAAACAUUUAUACUAAUUGUACUCAAUUUGCGCGUUACAUAAAAUUUUCUAUGUUCAAGUACUACAAACUAUAGUUUUUAUAUAUAUUUUAGUGGCUUAAAACUUUUUCAUUUAGAGAUUUUCGCUAUUUUUAAUAUUUAACAACUCAACAACAAACGCAUUAUAUUUAACGAAUGAGUGAUUUAGUGCUGAAUACAAUGCGGCAGCUAUUAUAAAUUGUAAAAAAAUAUAUAAAUUCACGCAUGUAUGUAUGUCAAUAAAGACAACAAAUUAUGUUGAGACAUAAUUGUUAGCCGUUAUAUAGGUCCUCAGUGAAUCGUCUUUGUUUUACAAAAUGUUUGCUUGUAUUGUAUUUAAAGAAAAUUAAAUCUUCCAUUAAAUAAUCAUAAUCAUUCUGUUAAAUAUUAAUAUAGUAUAUAAUAUUGUAUAUUAUGUAAGUGUAAUAAUACUAAACUGAAAGUGUGCACAACGCACUGGUUACAAUUACACAAACAUUUCUUUUCUUAUAAGUGCAAGUGUAGCAACAGUGUUGUGCAAUUAAUUUGCAUACAUACAAACAUAUUUAUAGUAAUAAUCCAGCAUUCUACAUUUGCUUGCUGCAUUUAGCAAAAGCAGCAAUCGUAAUGAAAUGGUAAACAAUAGUGAGCGCUUAGUGUACGUUAUGUAUUUAAAUAUAUUUAUGUAUGUAUUAUAUAUUUCUAAAGCAACGAAGUAAGAAGCGCUCACUUGCUUACCACUUUGCCACCGUGUUGAAACUGUUUGUAUAGUGUUUUACAUAGGGAAACAGUGAGAUUUACUUAGCACAGAAAUGUCAUUUGCCAAAAUAUAACAAAAACACGAGAAGUAUAAUUAAAAGAAAAAAAAAAACAAAAAAUAAAAUAUGUCUAUUUGUAAGUAAGUUAACCAAAUUUAAGCGAUUUUUAAGAGAAAAGUUAUGCUAACGCAAUAAAUAAAAACAAACAGUAAUUU
This is a messenger RNA of Zeugodacus cucurbitae (melon fly), 2407 nucleotides long. It is a transcript of the gene Arl5, whose product is annotated as ADP-ribosylation factor-like protein 5B. Gene Ontology annotation, biological process: protein localization to Golgi membrane; intracellular protein transport; vesicle-mediated transport. Lineage: Eukaryota; Metazoa; Arthropoda; Insecta; Diptera; Tephritidae. The record is from RefSeq and is a predicted model, not a curated record. Gene Ontology annotation, molecular function: GTPase activity; GTP binding. The transcript has 6 exons. Gene Ontology annotation, cellular component: cytoplasm; trans-Golgi network. Bases 458 to 997 code for a protein of 179 amino acids.